AUGAUUUUCUCCGAGAAUGAAGGAGAUGAUACCUCAAGUGUUGACAGUACUUCCAACACAGACAAUACCUCUCGAAGUGAGACACCCACCAAUACUAGAGUUAAAAAACGCAGAAGAGGAAAGAAACCAAAAACAGUAAAACCAGUUAAACCUCCUUAUAAGUUCAAUUGCAGUGCUAAAGAAGAUCAUGGCCAACCUUUAUUUGGAUGUCAGUUCAACCACAAUUUAGGUGAUGGGGAGCCCCAGAUUUUUGCCGUUGUUGGCAGCAACAGAGUGUCAAUAUAUGAAUGCCCAGAAUCUGGUGGUUUUAAAUUCCUACAAUGUUAUGCUGAUCCAGAUGUUGAUGAGACAUUCUAUACCUGCGCAUGGUCAUAUGAAGAAGAAACCAACCUGCCAUUGCUUGCCGUAGCUGGCUCUCGCGGUAUUGUACGAAUUUUUCAACCUGCUACACAGACUUGUAUUAAACACUAUAUAGGGCAUGGACAUGCCAUCAAUGAAGUAAAAUUUCAUCCUCGUGAUCCAAAUCUACUACUCUCAGCUAGCAAAGACCACGCUCUACGCCUUUGGAAUAUUAUGACCGAUGUCUGCAUAGCCAUAUUUGGGGGUGUAGAAGGGCAUCGAGAUGAAGUGCUUAGUGCAGACUUUGAUUUGAAAGGUGAACGGAUAAUGUCAUGUGGAAUGGAUCACUCGUUAAAGCUUUGGAGGUUAGAUAAACCAUCAAUGCAUGAAGCCAUUAAGCAGAGUUAUAGUUUUAACCCUCAUAGAGCACUGAGGCCAUUUAAUUCGUUAAAAGAACAUUUUCCAGACUUCUCCACACGAGAUAUACAUAGAAAUUAUGUAGACUGCGUGCGGUGGAUGGGGGAUCUCAUUUUAUCUAAGUCAUGUGAGAAUGCCAUAAUAUGUUGGAAGCCAGGUCGUUUAGAAGAAACUGAACUACGCCCAGGAGACAACUCGAUUACUAUUGUGCAUAGAUUUGACUAUAAGGAAUGUGAGAUAUGGUUCAUUCGGUUUGCUGUCGACUAUAGCCAAAGGGUAAUAGCGCUUGGUAACCAGUGUGGCAAGACAAUGGUGUGGGAAUUGGGCAAUGUUGCUGGAGGGUCGAAAGCCUCGCAACUCAUACAUCCACGAUGUGUUGCUGCAGUAAGACAGGUAACAUUUUCAAAAAAUGGAAAAGUUCUUCUCACUUGCUGUGACGAUGGCACAAUAUGGAGAUGGGAUCGAGUCAACAAUAACAACUAA
This is a messenger RNA of Pieris macdunnoughi, 1239 nucleotides long. Lineage: Eukaryota; Metazoa; Arthropoda; Insecta; Lepidoptera; Pieridae. The record is from the annotation of a GenBank genome assembly.